AGGGGCUGGGAUACUGGCCUUGUCACUUACCCUUCUCUCUGUAAGCCGCCCUCUGCUCCCAGGAGUCGCCUUUGACUCUUUGCUUCCUUCUUUUCUUCCCUCCGUUCUUCCUCUUUCUUCUUUUUCUUUAUCCUUACCUUUACUUCUUCCUUCCUUCUUUCUUUCCUUCCGUUCAUUUGUCUUUCAUCUUGGGUCUCUCUGUGCCCAGUUUUUUAUCUCCACUUCCUGUCCUCCCAUCUCUUCCUCCCAGAGGGACCCAGGGCUGGCUUGGGAGAGUGUGGGACGGGGGUCUUAUUUAUUUAUUUAUUUAUUUAUUUAUUUAUUUAUUUAUUUAAUUUAUUUAUUUUCUGCGUGCUCAAGUUGUGGUCGGAAUCUGCCAAGGAAGGGCUCGCGUGGGACAGCUGUCGGGGGCUGUGGAUCUGGGCCUGGUGUGCCGCUGCAGAGACAAGGCCUCGGUUAUGAUCACGACCGGAUGGCGGCGGCCUUGCGUUCUUACUCCGCGGGUCGGCAGCCACAGUUUAUGAGAUCCGAUUAGGGGGCAUUCGCGCCGUUUUUGUGUGCCCACACAGAGGGCAAGGAGGCCUUUGCUGGCCUCACUGGGCACCUGAGGCUGGGACCUCGGCUGAAGCCCAGCCAGGCUCUAUAGAGCCUGGCCACGCAGGGAAUCCCGCCUGGAAGCUUCCUCCGCUUUCCUCCGGCCUGCCGGUCCCAACUCUGGCUUUAACCGCGCGGCAGGGGAACAGCGUUAGGGCAAAGAACGGUUGCUUGUUUGCCCGUAGCCUCUAUCAGGUUCAGAGUCUGUUAGAAAUGGCAUCCUUGUGCCGAUGGGUACUGGAGAAAGGGACUCUUCCAGCUCCAGUCUGUUUCAAAUAUAAUAGGGGAAAGGAAUCUUAAAUUCCACAACCAUUGUAUUACAAACUUGAGCCCUCAUUCCAAGUUGUAGUCCACCAUUGGAAGCCAGAUGAACCAUUCUUGCUACCAAACUGAAAACAACUUUCAUCCCUCCCUGCCUCCCAAACACACACACACACACACACGCACACACGCACACGCAGAGCCUUCAGACUCAUGCCCACCAAGCUGGGCUUCCCUUCCCAGCUCUGUCUUCGGCCCUGGAACUGUUUCCAUCGCUCUGCCUGCUGUCCUGUUAUCUGAAAGGCCAGCACACGGCUCUCCCCUAAACUCCUCUGUGCCAUUUUCCAGACAGAGAUUUGGAUUUAUUUUGGAGGCCAAGGUUUUAGAACUCUCAGGCAGAAAGAGGCAGUUUUUGUAAUUACAUCUAUUUAUUUUUUUUAAUAUACACACACAGUCCCUUUCAUUUCCAAAAUAAAAUCUGACUCAAAAGCUUGACUCCUUUCUCCCCAAAUCUUUGGGCAGAAGAGGGGUCCAAUUAGGUUUUUCUUAUUUUUCUCCCCUCUUGGGCACCAGUAAGGCCUGCUUAACAUUCAGGGCCUGCUAAUUAUGUGGUGACUGUCCUAUUCUAGGGGGCUAAGGUUAUUUAAACAGCCUUUUCAUUAAAAAAAAAUACUAAUACUAAUUCAAGGCUUCUCUGAUCAAAAAAGUUGAAUUGCAAAUAGGCCAGUCCAGCCCGUUCUCAGACAAUUACAAUGAGGAGCGAGGUCUCCUCCUGAGUUAGUACUUCUUAAUGAAAAUCUCAGAGGCACCGCGAACUGCCCAAUAUUUGGGACACGCCGGGAUGCGAUGGGGGUGGGUAUAAGGCAGAGGAAAUUACUGGGAAAAGAAAAUAUUAUGGGGGAGGAGGCUAAGGCCACCAGGACCAGCCACUUCGUCGGGAGUUCACUGUGUCGGCCCCUUCCCUCUUCCGGAGAGAGCAGAUAAAGGGGAACCCGGCUGGUCUCCGCCAGGCUUCGCAGCCUCGCUCUCGGGGAGAGCCCGGCAUUUGAGGGUCCCCGUCCGGGAUAGGGAUGUAUCAGGGUUUGGGGGAGGAUUACUGGAACUGCUGGGUAGGAUGAAGCCAGAAAAAGAGAUGGAAGCGCCCUCGUCGCCCGCCCUCGCCGCCAGGGGAGUGGGCUAAUGAGAAACACACUCUUGCAGACACAGUGUUCACACGUGAAUUUAAUUACCCCGUUUUUAGGAGUCGCUGCUUUCCGUUCGGAUUUGGGGUGGGUUUUUUCUUCCAACUAACAGAGGCCGCGAGGCCUUUUCAUUUAAUGCAGAAAGACUCAAAAAGGGGUAAGAAAUACCUUCCCCCAUGUGGCCAAGCCAAGGAAUGGGAUUAAAGUCAAAGCCCCGUGCCCUGUGCCCCUCCCCGUUUUAAUUUCUAGCCCUGGACUUGAGCGGCGGUCGCCUAGCUUUGGGCCUUGUAACCUUGUUGAGCCGUCCGGCCUGGUGAAAACCGAGGUGGGGCCCGGGGCGGUGGCCGUUAAGAAAGGAAGGAAGGAGCCCUGAAGAACUCAUACUGGGCCCCCGAGGCCAGCGGCUCUUGCGCGGGUCUCCGAGCUCCUGGAGCCGCGCGAUCUCUUCGGCGGGGCUGUCUUCUCGCGAGCCGAUCUCGCCUUCCACGGAGGCCGCCUCGUGUUUUUUUCGCAGCUCGGGUUGGGGGAGUGCGACAAAGCUCGCAGAGCUCAGCGUGAGGGCCUCCGAGGUCGGGGCACGGUGCUGGGUGGCCAGCUGCGUUCGCCUGGGUGUCGUAAUUCCUAGCUGAGGCCCGUAGGGCUGUAGGGCUGGGAGGGGGGCGUGUGCGCGGGGUCGGAACCGAACCCCCAGCACAACCAGGCCCUCAAGCCCUUCGGCUCAGGGACAGCCGGCUGCUCCUCGGUGGGGCGCUUGCUGGAGGUUCAGCGGCGACGCUGGGAGCUAGCUUCCCGGGCGCCCUGGGAUCCAAAGGGGGCAGAUCUCGGGCCCCACAAUAGGCGGUGCCCUCUGGGAAUCCUGUCCGUGCCCAGCGCGCUCGGGCAGGGGCGGGUGGUGCUCCCUUUGGGACGGAUGCUGCGUUGAAUUUGACUUUUCACGGCCGGCCCGGGGUAAACUCUCAUCUCCGGGGAUGGCAGGAAUUAUUUACAGGGAGCUCGCCAACCCAACACAACAGUCUAAUUUAACCUUUCCAAGUCCUCGUAAAUUUUUACAGCCGGGAACCACGGCGAAGCAAACGAAUCUGUUGGUCGUUCCCGACUUCCCACCAGCCUGUGUGGCUUCUGAAACAAUAACUCCUUAUGAAAUAUCAUAAAUAUAGAUUUAAAUACAGUAGAGCGAGAAUGCGAUUUGGCUGCUUUUUUAUGGCUUCAAUUAUUGUCUAAUUUUAUGUGAGGGGCUCCACCGGCCGCACUCGCACGCGGGACCCGCGCCUCGCUGAUGGCGUGAUUAAUUGUGAUAUAAAAUAGUCCGCUUAAGAAGUGUGUGUCUGGUGGCGGCGGUGGGAGGGGAGGGAGUACAGAGGCAAGGCCAGAUUUGAUCUUUUAAUCUUCGUUGGCCACAAUUAAAACAAACCCGAUCGUGGAGCGCCGCGAUCCCUUUGCAUAAAAACAUAUGGCUUUUGCUAUAAAAAUUAUGACUGCAAAACACCGGGCCAUUAAUAGCGUGCGGAGUGAUUUACGCGUUAUUGUUCUGCCGGGCGGGCACGUGACGCGCGCGGCCAAUGGGGGCGCAGGCGCCGGCAACUUAUUAGGUGACUGUACUUCCCCCCCCUGGUGCCACCAAGUUGUUACAUGAAAUCUGCAGUUUCAUAAUUUCCGCGGGUCGGGCCGACCGGCCAGGCACGGGGCACAGCGAUGGCCACCACCGGGGCCCUGGGCAACUACUACGUGGACUCGUUCCUGCUGGGCGCCGAGGCCGCGGACGAGCUGGGCGCGAGCCGCUACGCGCCGGCGGCCCUGGGUCAGCCUCCCCGGCAGGCCACCGCGCUGGCGGAACACCCCGACUUCAGCCCGUGCAGCUUCCAGUCCAAGGCGGCGGUGUUCGGCGCCUCAUGGAACCCGGUGCACGCGGCGGGCGCCAAUGCGGUGCCCGCCGCGGUGUAUCACCACCAUCACCACCCUUACGUGCACCCCCAGGCGCCCGUGGCGGCGGCGGCCCCGGACGGCAGGUACAUGCGCUCCUGGCUGGAGCCCACGCCCGGCGCGCUCUCCUUCGCGGGCUUGCCCUCCAGCCGGCCUUAUGGCAUUAAACCUGAACCACUGUCCGCCAGAAGGGGUGACUGUCCCACGCUUGACACUCACACUUUGUCCCUGACUGACUAUGCUUGUGGUUCUCCUCCAGUUGAUAGAGAAAAACAGCCCAGUGAAGGCGCCUUCUCCGAAAACAAUGCUGAGAAUGAGAGCGGCGGAGACAAGCCCCCCAUCGAUCCCAGCAACCCGGCAGCCAACUGGCUCCACGCGCGCUCCACGAGGAAGAAGCGCUGCCCCUACACCAAGCAUCAAACCCUGGAGCUGGAGAAGGAGUUUCUGUUCAACAUGUACCUCACCAGGGACCGCAGGUACGAGGUGGCCCGGCUGCUCAACCUCACCGAGCGGCAGGUCAAGAUCUGGUUCCAGAACCGCAGGAUGAAAAUGAAGAAAAUCAACAAGGACCGGGCAAAAGACGAGUGAUUCAGCUGAGUUCAUUUAGAAAAGAGAGAGCGAUCCAGGGAGAAAGAGAAAGGACUGCCCGAUCCCUCUCCCGCCCCUAUUCAACCCCAGCGUCCAACACCCCGACCAUCCCGCACAAAGCGGCUCUAAACUCCAGGCCUCAUCUCCCCCUCGCAAGCUGGGCUAAGGCUGGCUUCCCCCCGCCCCCCAGCCUGCUGCUUUGAUGGAGGAGGUAUUGUAAGCUUUCCAUUUUCUAUAAGACAGAAACAAACAAACAAACAAACAAACAAAAAAGGGUGGGGGGGGGACAUUUUCGCUGAUGCCUGUGUGUGCUAGCUUGUAUAUAUUAAAAAAAAUCUACCUGUUCCUGACUUCAAAGAAACAACAACAACAACAAAAAAAUACUACCUUUUUAUAAUGCACAACUGUUGAUGGCGGGCUGUAUAGUUUUUAGUCUGUGUAGUUAAUUUAAUUUGCUCUUUGUGCGGCAGAGCAAUCUGCCCAGAUACUUGAACACUGUGUUUUAUUGUAGUAAUUAUGUUUUGUGACUCAAACUUCUGUGCUGGGUGACGCACCCGUUGUGAUUGUGAGCGCUUAGAAUUCAAUUUCAACUCAGGUUGUUGCUAGGGGAGAAAAAUAGUUGCGUAGAGUAUAGCUCUGUAUGGAACAUGUCUUCUGUAUGACUAGGCUGUUCACCUUGGAUUGUAAACGAGCUGUAAGGAUUUCUCAGUGAAAUAAAAUUUUAAAAGAAAGAAAGUGUUCUCCAGGAUGCAUAAAUUCAUGGUUUCCUCCUCUUUGGAAAUGUGGACAUUUUCUUCUCUACCCGUUCUAUAGACCUGUCUUGUUCAUUGUAUAUAUAAUCCAUAAAUUAAAGAAAAAAGUAAUCAGACAAGCUUGAAUAUUGUUUUUGCACCGGAUGAACAUUGAGGAAAUUCGGAGCUAUACAUAUGUGCAGAAGGUUACUACCUAUGGUUUACAUUUAAUUUUAAUCGGGGGAAAAAUGAAUGCUUAUUGUAAUGGAGUUAAUUUUAUUGAUAAUAAAUUAUACACUAUGAAACCGCCACUGGGCUACUGUAGAUUUGUACCCUUGAUGAAUCUGGGGUUUCCAUCCGGCUGGACAUACACUGUAUAUUUUGCAAUAGUUACCUCAAGGCCUACUGACCAAAUGUUGUGUUGAGAUGAUAUUUAACUUUUUGGCAAAUAAAAUAUAUUGAUUCUUUUCUAUUUA
This is a messenger RNA of Lutra lutra (Eurasian river otter), 5751 nucleotides long. It is a transcript of the gene HOXA9, whose product is annotated as homeobox A9. Gene Ontology annotation, cellular component: nucleus. The transcript is spliced from 2 exons. The record is from RefSeq and is a predicted model, not a curated record. Bases 3729 to 4544 code for a protein of 271 amino acids. Gene Ontology annotation, molecular function: DNA-binding transcription factor activity, RNA polymerase II-specific; RNA polymerase II cis-regulatory region sequence-specific DNA binding. Lineage: Eukaryota; Metazoa; Chordata; Mammalia; Carnivora; Mustelidae. Gene Ontology annotation, biological process: embryonic skeletal system morphogenesis; regulation of transcription by RNA polymerase II; DNA-templated transcription.